Miscanthus lutarioriparius is the source of this 888-nucleotide messenger RNA. The record is from the annotation of a GenBank genome assembly. NCBI's taxonomy places the organism in Eukaryota, Viridiplantae, Streptophyta, Magnoliopsida, Poales, Poaceae.
AUGAUGUCGUCGGUGCCGGAGACGUUCAACCUGGACCAGCAGCACCUCGUGCAGCAGCAGCCUCCGCCAGCGGAGCAGGAGCAGAUCUGCUACGUGCACUGCAGCUACUGCGACACCAUCCUCGCGGUGGGCGUGCCGUGCAGCAGCUUGUUCCAGACGGUCACCGUGCGGUGCGGCCACUGCUCCAACCUGCUCUACGUCAACCUCCGCGCCCUCCUGCUGCCGCCGGCGGCGGCCGCCAACCAGCUACCACCCUUCGGCCAGGCUCUCCUCUCCCCAACCUCCCCGCACGGUCUACUUGAUGCUGAGACGAUGUCGUUCCAAGCACCGAGCCUGCAGCCGAGAGCUGAACCGCCGAGCGCCUGCGUGAGCACCAUCACGAGCAUCAACAACAACAGCUGCGGUGGUGGCAACAACGCGUCGGCCAUGUCGUCGAUGGCGCCGCCGCCACCGGCCAAACCUGCACUGCAUGAGCCGCAGCUGCCCAGGAGCGCAGCGUCAGGCAACAGAACUUCAGAGAAGCGGCAGAGAGUUCCUUCCGCAUACAACCGUUUCAUCAAAGAUGAGAUCCAGCGCAUCAAGGCCAGCAAUCCGGACAUCACUCACAGGGAAGCUUUCAGCGCGGCUGCGAAGAAUUGGGCCCAUUUCCCACACAUCCAUUUUGGUCUCAUGCCCGAUCAGGGCCUGAAGAAGAACCCUAUGCAAAAUCAGGAGGGAGCUGAAUGCAUGCUUUUCAAGGACGGUCUCUACGCAGCAGCAGCAGCCGCGGCCGCGGCCGCGCCGCCGCCGCCGCCACAGCUGCGUCCAGCAUGGGCAUUUCUCCAUUCUGACUUCACCCCACACCGCGGAAUGAUCUAUAGCGUUCUGCCUUUGUGCUUAGCCGCUUAG